GCUCAACUCAUCGAGCAGCAGAAAUGCCUGGAGCAACAGACUGAAAUGAGAGUGCAGCUUCUUCAGGAUCUGCAGGAUUUCUUCCGCAAGAAGUCAGAAAUAGAGAUGGAGUAUUCCCGAAACCUGGAAAAAUUGGCAGAGAGGUUCAUGGCAAAAACAAGAAGUACAAAGGAUCAUCAGCAGUACAAGAAAGACCAGAACCUCUUGUCGCCAGUGAAUUGCUGGUACUUACUCCUGAACCAAGUGAGAAGAGAAAGCAAAGACCAUGCAACGUUGAGUGAUAUCUACCUGAACAACGUGAUCAUGCGGUUCAUGCAGAUAAGUGAAGACUCCACCAGAAUGUUCAAGAAGAGCAAAGAGAUUGCGUUUCAGCUUCAUGAAGACUUAAUGAAAGUACUUAACGAGCUUUACACAGUCAUGAAAACAUACCACAUGUAUCAUGCAGAGAGCAUCAGUGCAGAAAGCAAACUGAAGGAGGCAGAGAAGCAAGAAGAAAAACAAAUUGGGAGGGCAGGAGACCCUGUUUUUCAUAUUCGACUAGAAGAAAGGCACCAGAGACGGAGCUCUGUGAAAAAGAUUGAAAAAAUGAAGGAAAAACGUCAAGCAAAAUAUUCUGAAAACAAGCUGAAAUCUAUUAAGGCCCGUAAUGAAUACCUGCUCACCCUUGAAGCAACCAAUGCUUCUGUUUUCAAGUAUUACAUUCAUGACCUUUCGGAUUUAAUUGAUGUUUGCGAUCUUGGAUACCAUGCUAGUCUGAACAGAGCCCUAAGAACAUACCUUUCUGCAGAGUAUAACCUUGAAACUUCCAGGCAUGAGGGCUUAGACAUCAUUGAAAAUGCAGUUGACAGCUUGGAGCCACGAAGUGACAAGCAGAGAUUCAUGGAAAUGUACCCCACCGCUUUUUGUCCACCGAUGAAAUUUGAGUUCCAGUCUCAUAUGGGGGAUGAGGUUUGUCAGGUCACUGCCCAGCAACCUGUGCAAGCAGAGCUUAUGCUUAGGUAUCAGCAACUACAGUCACGGUUGGCCACACUCAAAAUUGAAAAUGAGGAGGUUAAGAAAACAACAGAGGCUACCCUGCAGACAAUACAAGAUAUGGUCACCAUUGAGGACUAUGAUGUGUCAGAGUGUUUCCAGCACAGUCGCUCAACGGAGUCUGUGAAGUCAACAGUCUCUGAGACAUACCUGAGUAAACCUAGCAUUGCAAAAAGAAGAGCUAACCAGCAGGAAACGGAGCAAUUCUAUUUCAUGAAAUUCAGAGAAUAUCUGGAAGGUAGUAAUCUCAUCACAAAACUUCAAGCAAAACAUGACUUGCUGCAGAGAACACUCGGAGAAGGUCACAGGGCUGAAUACAUGACAACAAGGCCUCCAAAUCUUCCCCCUAAGCCCCAGAAACACAGGAAGCCCAGGCCCCGAUCACAGUAUAGUGCUAAGUUGUUUAAUGGUGACUUGGAGUCAUUCAUCAAGGAUUCAGGACAAGUCAUUCCUCUCAUCGUGGAAAGCUGUAUCAGAUUUAUCAAUUUAUACGGUCUUCAGCAUCAGGGAAUUUUCAGAGUGUCUGGUUCCCAGGUGGAAGUCAAUGAUAUUAAAAAUUCAUUUGAGAGAGGUGAAAAUCCUUUGGCAGAUGACCAAAGUAACCAUGACAUUAACUCAGUUGCUGGAGUACUGAAGCUCUAUUUCCGAGGGCUGGAAAAUCCUGUCUUUCCUAAGGAAAGAUUUAAUGAUCUUAUUUCUUGUAUCAGAAUAGACAAUCUCUAUGAGAGGGCUCUUCACAUCCGCAAACUCCUCCUUACUUUGCCCAGGUCGGUCCUUAUAGUGAUGAGAUACCUCUUCGCCUUCCUCAACCACCUUUCGCAGUACAGUGAUGAAAACAUGAUGGAUCCGUACAACCUGGCCAUUUGUUUUGGGCCAACCCUGAUGCCUGUUCCAGACAUACAAGACCAGGUGUCUUGUCAGGCACACGUGAAUGAGAUAAUCAAAACUAUCAUCAUCCAUCAUGAGGCUAUUUUCCCAGACGCUAAAGAGCUUGAUGGCCCAGUGUAUGAAAAAUGCAUGGCGGGAGAUGACUACUGUGACAGCCCAUACAGCGAACACGGUACAUUAGAGGAGGUGGACCAGGAUGCUAGUACAGAGCCCCAUACCAGUGAAGACGAGUGCGAGCCCAUAGAAGCUAUAGCCAAGUUUGACUACGUUGGAAGAUCUGCACGAGAGCUCUCUUUCAAGAAAGGAGCUUCCCUUCUGCUCUAUCACCGCGCAUCUGAAGACUGGUGGGAAGGAAGGCACAACGGAAUCGAUGGCCUUGUCCCUCACCAGUACAUAGUGGUGCAGGAUAUGGAUGAUACUUUCUCAGAUACACUGAGCCAAAAAGCAGACAGUGAGGCCAGCAGCGGACCCAUAACUGAGGACAAGUCAUCAUCAAAGGACAUGAACUCUCCCACUGACCGUCACUCUGACGUGUAUUUAGGAAGGCAGAGAAAGAGAUCAGAACCUCCACCUCCUCUAAGACGCCCCGGCAGGAGCAGUGACGGUCACUGCCCAGUACACCCACCUCACCCUCUCUCCAACUCGUCCGUGGACCUAGGUUCCCCCAACCUGGCAACUCACUGCAGUCCCAGAGCCCUCCUUCAAAAUCGCAACCUCAAUGCCGACAGCCCUGAAAGGCGGCGUAGACCUGGACAUGGCAGUCUCACUAACAUCAGUAGGCACGAUUCUCUAAAGAAGAUUGAUAGCCCUCCAAUUAGAAGAUCUACAUCAUCUGGUCAGUACACAGGUUUCAAUGACCAUAAACCACUGGACCCGGAGUCAAUAGCUCAGGACAUCGAGGAGACGAUGAACACGGCGCUGAACGAGCUCCGUGAGCUGGAGCGGCAGAGCUCGGCGAAGCACGCUCCCGAUGUCGUGUUGGACACCUUGGAACAAAUGAAAAACACCCCCACCCCUGCCACCUCCACGGAGUCGCUCAGCCCUCUCCACAGUGUCGUUUUAAGGAGCUCCGAGCCUCAGAUCCGCCGUAGCACUAGUUCUUCCAGUGACACCAUGAGUACUUUCAAGCCCAUGGUGGCCCCUAGAAUGGGAGUGCAGCUGAAACCUCCUGCUCUUAGGCCAAAACCUAUUGUUCUUCCAAAAACAAAUCCUAGCAUAGGGCCUUCCCCUCCUUCCCAGGGUCCAGCCCGAUAAAUCUUGCACAAUGUAGACAGCUGAGCCGCCCACGGUGCCCGGCUGGGGUAUGCUAGGGAAAGGGAUGGAUUAACGAUAGAAGUCAGGGCUCCAUAACAUCGUUUGUUCAUGUUUGUAACUGGAGAGGCUUUGUUUUUCAGUGUUUUUGAAUGUAUUGUCUGAAAGUAGCUACAUUAACAUGGGCAUUUGUAUUUUGUAUGGAUUCAAUUAAAAGAAAAACUGGACAAUUGUGCAUCGUUUUAAAAAAACAAACAUAGACUUACUUGAAAACUUGAUGCUGCACCAUUUGUAAUAAAACCAACACGGAUC
Messenger RNA from Cariama cristata (Red-legged seriema), 3483 nucleotides. RefSeq names its product SLIT-ROBO Rho GTPase activating protein 1 (gene SRGAP1). The record is from RefSeq and is a predicted model, not a curated record. The coding region runs from base 46 to 3174 and encodes 1042 amino acids. NCBI's taxonomy places the organism in Eukaryota, Metazoa, Chordata, Aves, Cariamiformes, Cariamidae. Gene Ontology annotation, molecular function: protein binding. Gene Ontology annotation, biological process: signal transduction; negative regulation of cell migration. Gene Ontology annotation, cellular component: cytoplasm. The transcript is spliced from 21 exons.